GAUCUCCCUCCUUCCAUCUCUAUCUGUUUGAAACAUCCACAAAGACCACGAUCUCCUAGCUCUCGGCCAUGGCGACGCCACCACCCCCACCCCCGGCGGCUGACUUCUGCACCGUGAUCUCCGAAUCGCGACGCAUACUCAAGGCCCACUCCCGCCACUUCCUCGCCCUCUCCGUGCUCUUCCUCCUCCCUAUCUCCUUCUCCCUCGCCGUCUACCCCACUCUCCAGCGCCUCCUCCUCGACUCCUCCUCCUCCUCGAACCCUUAUCACGCCCAGACCCUCCUCAGGCACUCCCUCCUCCUCCUCAAUCAACCGCCGCAACAGCAACGGAGCGGCGUCGACCCGAGGAGCGUGCUCCUCAGCGUCGGGUACACCUCCUUCCUCACGCUUCUGUCUAUCUUCGCCGCGGGCUCCAUCACCUACAGCGUCGUCCAGGGGUUCUACGGCCGGCCGGUCAAGCUCCUCUCGGCGAUCAAGUCCAUAGGAACAUCCUUCUUCCCUCUCUUAUCUACGCUUAUCUGCACCCAAGCUAUCACCUCCUCGAUGGUAAUCGUUUCUGGAAUCUUAGGGAUCUUAAUCCUCAAAGGGGCUGAACUUGUUGUCGGUCAUGAAAUCAGUUAUUCCUCGACCUUCUUUCUCGGAUUAGUAGCGUCGAUCGUGGUGGUUCUAGUGUUGGUAUUGGCGUAUUUGCAAGUGCAGUGGGUUUUGGCGAACGUGAUCGUGGUGGCUGAAUCGGGCUACUGGUUCCUUCCGCUGAGGCGGAGCGCUUACUUGGUGAAGGGAAUGAGAAGCGUGGCAUUGUCGGUGACGCUGUUCUUCGGAAUUCUGUCGGGGAUUCUGGUGUGGACUAGUACUCUGUCGACUUCCGAGUCAGUGAUUGAUGGGAAUGAAUGGAAACGCUGGCAUUUCGUGGUCCAAAUCGUGGCGACGUCGAGCUCCCUCAUGAUGCUGAUGCUGCUCAGUCUGGCCGCGAACGUUGUGCUGUACAUGUAUUGCAAGGCUAUGCACGGGGAGCUGGCCAUGGAGAUUGCCGAGGAGUUCGCCAGGGACUAUGUCAGCCUGCCCUUCGAUGAAGGGAAGGUCCCUCACGUGGUUUCCGUCGCGUAUGCUUGAUCGAUUUGCGAUCGGGUGAGGGGCACUCUCAUUUGACUCCGGUAGUUGUAAGAUUGCUUUCCUUUGCAACUCUGUUUCAUUGAAACAUGCGGCCUCUAGGUGUUAGAUUUUGUUUGUACAAUCAGAGGCCAUGUAUAUUGUACAAGCAACUAUGCAGCAAAUGAAUUUGCACCAGUUAGAAUCUGAUCGGAUCCGGUGCAAUCAUUGUAAUGACGGGUAAUAAAGGUUUCGCAAUUCGG
Messenger RNA from Rhodamnia argentea, 1351 nucleotides. RefSeq lists its product as uncharacterized. The transcript has 2 exons. Bases 69 to 1112 code for a protein of 347 amino acids. The record is from RefSeq and is a predicted model, not a curated record. NCBI's taxonomy places the organism in Eukaryota, Viridiplantae, Streptophyta, Magnoliopsida, Myrtales, Myrtaceae.